AUGAUCAGUACUUGCAACACCCUAACAGUAGUGCUCUUACUACUCACUUUCUCCUCUCUUCAAAUCUUUCAUGUCUCUUCCUUUGAGUUCACUGUUGGUGACACCACUGGUUGGGUUGUCCCCCCUUCCAAUGACACCAAAAUGUACAAUGACUGGGCCUCCGAAAACAGGUUCCAGGUCGGCGACUCCAUCCAUUUCAAGUACAGGAAGGACUCAGUUAUGGAGGUGAGUGAGGCAGAGUACAAGAAAUGCAACUCCACACAUCCCAACUUCUUCUCCAACACAGGGAACACGGUGUUCGAGCUCGACCGGUCGGGGGCUUUCUACUUCAUCAGCGGAGCAGCUGGUCACUGCACGAGAGGACAGCGGAUGAUUAUAAAGGUGAUGUCGCCAGAGGAUUCUCGUGGUGGCAACAGUACUUCAGGAGCUGCACUACUUUUAUCUAAUGGACUAGUCCUUAAAUUGGUUUUUAUUCAGUUUCUUCUGUCAUAUGUUGCUUCUUGCCUCCUCUAG
Cornus florida is the source of this 513-nucleotide messenger RNA. Its product is annotated as early nodulin-like protein 5. Lineage: Eukaryota; Viridiplantae; Streptophyta; Magnoliopsida; Cornales; Cornaceae. The transcript is spliced from 2 exons. Gene Ontology annotation, molecular function: electron transfer activity. Gene Ontology annotation, cellular component: plasma membrane. The record is from RefSeq and is a predicted model, not a curated record. Bases 1 to 513 code for a protein of 170 amino acids.